AUGGCCUGCCGCUUAAGCUUGGGACCGGAGAUCCGCGAGUUGAAAUUGGGAGUCACGUUUACCAAUCCAUCUGCUCAGACCGCGUAUCAUACUUUAAAGUAUGACUUCAAACCAGCCAGUGUGGACACCAACAAGCCAGCAACGCUAGAAGUUGGAACCAACAAAGAAGUAACAGUUACCGUGCCACAUACAGAUAGUUCCGGAGUUUCCAACACGGUGUUCAAGGGAAACCAACGAGAUUACAGCAUGAAGGAUUGUGUGCUUAUUAUCGACCAUGUUACGGGGGAAAUUACACUCGAAAGGCUGUGCAGCAAUGUGCAAGUCAAAAAGAUUAGAACUGAAUGCAAAGUCGCUCAGCCCCCAAGUUCACACGAUCCGGUCGGGAAUCCUACAUCGCGGCGAAGUUACAAAACUAAAGUCACAACAGGUUCACGCAAGAACAGUCCCGUCAAUAUCAUUCCAAUGCUUUCACCGUUACCAAACUCGCCCUCCUACCAUCCCAACAAGAGUCCACAGGCCUCGUUCGGGACUAGCAAUGCUCAACAGUCAUUGCCAAGUGUUCCAGCUAUCGAUAUAAAUGACGGAAAUGAUUCUAUGACUGUGCCAUCUUUGUCUGUUCCAACGAGACAAACUCAAAUGCAGCAAUACCCAAACAAGAGUUCGGAGGCCCCAGCCUGGAGUGCCUAUAGUCCUCAACAGACAUUGCCGAGUAUUCCGCAUAAGGAUUCUUUGUCAGUCCCAACGGCACAGGCGCAAAUGCACAGCAGCUCGACCACAGCCAUACGCCACGGAAACAAGAGACGCAAAUCAAAUAACAACCAUGCAGAGCCUGCCGUAGCAGUUAAUUUACCCAUGGUACAAGCUAUAAGUUUGUCGGAAUCGAGUGAUGACAGUGACAGCGAGAGUUCACAGGCCCCGGUCGGGCAUUUUACUUCGCAGCGAAGCUCCAGGACUAAGGUCACAACAGAUUCACGCAAGAACAGUCCCAAGAAUCUCGGUACAAAACAUUCACCGCUGCUAAACUCUUCUUCCUGCCACCCUAAUAAGAGUUCACACGACCCGAUCGGGAAUCCUACUUCGCGGCGAAGUUCCAAAACUAAGCUCACAACAGGUUCACGCAAGAACAGUCCCGCCAAUCUCAUUCCAAUGCUUUCGCCAUUGCCAAACUCGCCCUCCUACCAUCCCAACAAGAGUCCACAGGCCUCGUUCGGGACUAGCAAUGCUCAACAGUCAUUGCCGAGUGUUCCAGAUAUUGAUAUAAAUGACGGAAAUGAUUCUAUGACUGUGCCAUCUUUGUCUGUACCACCGAGACAAACUCAAAUGCAGCAACACCCAAACAAGAGUUCGAAGGCCCCGGCCUGGAGUGCCUAUAAUCGUCAACAGACAUUGCCGAGUAUUCCGAAUAAGGAUUCGUCGUCAGUCUCAACGGCACAGGCGCAAAUGCACAGCAGCUCGACCACAGCCAUACGCCACGGAAACAAGAGACACAAAUCACACAAAAACCAUGCAGAGCCUGCCGUAGCAGUUAAUUUACCCAUGGUACAAGCUUCUGCGCAGCGGAAUACUUUCGUCACAGGUACAAUAAGUUCGUCGGAAUCGAGUGAUGACAGUGACAGCGAGAGUAGCUCUGACUCCGAUAGUAGCUCUGACUCCGAUAGCAGUUCCGAUAGUAGCUCGUCUGAUGCAAAAAGUUCUCCUAUGAAAGACCAAAGCUGGUCAGCGAUCGUAAGCCAUGCCGGUAUGGCUAUUGAGAAUCAGCUGGCGAAGGAUCUAUGUCUAUCCGAGUCCGAUACGGAUUCAGAUUAA
This is a messenger RNA of Sabethes cyaneus, 1806 nucleotides long. RefSeq names its product ell-associated factor Eaf-like. Gene Ontology annotation, cellular component: super elongation complex. The coding region runs from base 1 to 1806 and encodes 601 amino acids. The transcript has 2 exons. Lineage: Eukaryota; Metazoa; Arthropoda; Insecta; Diptera; Culicidae. The record is from RefSeq and is a predicted model, not a curated record. Gene Ontology annotation, biological process: positive regulation of DNA-templated transcription; regulation of transcription elongation by RNA polymerase II. Gene Ontology annotation, molecular function: transcription elongation factor activity.